Molecule: messenger RNA, 2858 nt
Organism: Anolis carolinensis (green anole)
Lineage: Eukaryota; Metazoa; Chordata; Lepidosauria; Squamata; Anolidae
Product: homeobox protein SIX2-like
Exons: 3
Coding region: 466-1290 (274 amino acids)
Biological process (GO): regulation of transcription by RNA polymerase II; skeletal muscle fiber development; regulation of skeletal muscle cell proliferation
Cellular component (GO): transcription regulator complex; nucleus
Molecular function (GO): DNA-binding transcription factor activity, RNA polymerase II-specific; RNA polymerase II cis-regulatory region sequence-specific DNA binding
Source: RefSeq, a predicted model, not a curated record
AUUUCUCUUUCUCUCGCCUUCCUUGUACACUUGGCCAAUGGCUCUCCGCAGCUGCAGUCUGCGUGGGCCGGGCCUGUAACCGAUACCCCCCAGACAUCUACCCGGGGCGACUGUCUCUGGAGUCCGGAGACACAGACAGAAGAGAGAAAGGGAGUCCUGACAGCAAGCAGAAGUGGAGGAAAAGAGGAAUCAAGUGUGAGUUUGCCUUGGCCACCCGGGAGACAAAUCUGGUGCGCGUCUGACUUGCCUCUUGCUCAUCUUCUCAGAUUUGGUUUCCUCUCUCAAAGACGCAGAUUCCCCUUUGCUCCUGGUUUCCUCUUUCAAAGAAGAAAAAAUCCCCCUUGGCUGCGAGGAGGGCAUCAUCUUUCGCACUCAGGUUUGCGGAAUCCACCUGGGCCAGGUUUGACUUGGGAGCCUCUUCGUCCUCGUCUCAGAACGGGUCACCGGCUUCCUUCGCUCUCAGCCAUGAAUUUUGGGUUCACCCAGGAGCAAGUGGCCUGCGUCUGCGAGGUCUUGCAGCAAGGGGGGAACAUCGAGCGCCUGGGCCGGUUCCUCUGGUCACUGCCGGCCUGCGACCGCCUCCACAAGAACGAGAGCGUCCUGAAGGCCAAAGCCGUGGUGGCCUUCCACUGGGGAAACUUCAGGGAGCUCUACAAGAUCCUGGAGAGCUACCAAUUCUCUCCGCACAACCACCCCAAGCUGCAGCAACUGUGGCUCAAGGCCCACUAUGUGGAAGCCGAGAAGCUGCGCGGAAGGCCGUUGGGGGCAGUGGGGAAAUAUCGGGUCCGCCGUAAGUUCCCUCUUCCGCGGACCAUCUGGGAUGGAGAGGAGACCAGUUAUUGCUUCAAGGAAAAGUCUCGGAGUGUGUUGCGGGAAUGGUACCUCCACAAUCCCUACCCAUCUCCUCGGGAGAAGAGGGAGCUGGCAGAAGCCACUGGGCUGACCACCACCCAGGUCAGCAACUGGUUCAAGAACCGACGCCAAAGAGACAGGGCAGCCGAGACCAAGGAAAGGGAAAGCAGCGAGGGAGGCUUUCUGAAGGAAGGACGGGGCCUGCCACGAGAGAGACACCUUCUGAUCUCCAGCUCCGAGGACGAGAGCUCUCCCAUCGACAGCCCAGCGGCACACGGAUCCAGCCCUGCUCUGCUCUAUCCCGGCUUGCCCCUCUCAGCUCCAAUGGGGCAAGCCAUUCAUCCUGGGGGCCAAAGACUGGAUUUCCUACAGCACCAGUCCCACCAGAACAGCCUCCUGGGGCCCCUCGCCUCCACUUUUGUCGACCUGGGAUCCUAAAAGCAGUUCAGCAUGGAAGCCACAACCCUUGCUCCCCUGCAUGCCUUGCCAAUAGAUUCCUCUUUUAUAAUCAUGCAUUUCCAUACUUUCCUCCAUCACAAAUGCAGUUAAAGAUUUGUAUUGCUGAAGGCCAGAAUAACUGGGUUGUUGGGAGGUUUCCGCGCUGUAUGGCCCUCUUCUAGCAGCGUUUUCUCCUGGCAUUUCCCUUGUAUCUGUGGCUGGCAUCUUCAGAGGAUCUGAUGGUAGCCAAGCAAAUGGACUGUGCAAGGUGGGAGGAAAGAACCUUUGUUUGUUAUAAAGGUGUAAAGGGUGCAAUUAGCAAGCUCAGAAGUAGCCUGGCCUUUGUGUUGUUGAAGGCUUUCAUGGCCGGAAUCACUGGGUUGCUGUGAGUUUUCCAGACUGUAUGGCCAUGUUCCAGUAGCAUUCUUUCCUGACGUUUCGCCCACAUCUAUGGCAGGUGUCCUCAGAGAUUGUGAGGUAUAUUGGAAACUAGAAAAGGGAGAUUUAUAUAUCUUCGUAAAGUCCAGGGUGGGAGAAAGAACUCUUGUCUGUUGGAGGCUUGUGUGAAUGUUGUAAUUUAUCGCCUUAAUUAGCAUUUAAUGGCCUUGCAGCUUCAAGGCCUAGCUGAUUUCUGCCUUUGUUGGCAGGUGCUAGCUGGCCCUGAUUAUUUCCUUUUGGGAGUUCCCGUUUUUUUAGUGUUAUUCUUUAUUUACUGUCCUGACUCUAGAGUUUUUAAAUACUGGUAGCCAGAUUUUGUUCGUUUUCAUGGUAUCCUUCCUUCUGUUGAAAUUGUCCACACGCUUGUGGAUUUCAACGGCUUCUCUGUGUAGUCUGACAUGGUGGUUGCUAGAGUGGUCCAGCAUUUCUGUGUUCUCAAAUAAUAUACCUGGCCUUUGUUCCCUUUGAAUUGUUUUAAUUGUUUGCUGCCUAGAGGCAUCCUUUCUCUGGGUAAGCCCUUGAUCGCUUGCUGUCUGGUGACUUCCUGUGUCUGGGUGGCAUAUCUUGAUCACUGUCUUGAUUUUAGUAUUUUUUAACACUGAUAGCCAAAUUUUGUUCAUUUUCGUGAAACCUCUAGGCAGCAAACGAUUCAAAGGGAACAAAGGCCAGGCUACUUCCAUGCAGAUGCCCUUCUCACAAGCUAAUGUGUGGAUCCCACAACACAAAUCUAGCUUUCGAAUUGCACCCUUUAUAUCUGUACAACAGACAAUGGUUCUUUCCUCCCACCCUGGACAUUCCAUAGGUAUAUACACUCCCCUUGCUUUACCACAAUCAGAUUCUAUAAAGAUGCCAGCCACAUAUGCAGGUGAAAUGUCAGGAAAAAAAUUGUUGGGUGAGUGGGCUUACUAACAAUAGACCCUCCCCAUAAAAGUAUAGCAGAGUAACUUAUUGGCAGCAGCGUGGCCCAGCACCAGUAGCCAAACGUGAUUUUAAAAAAACCAAAAAAAACACAGACCAAUGUUACAGUAGAGUCUCCCUUAUCCAACACCCGCUUAUCCAACAUUCUGGAUUAUCCAACACAUUUUUGUAGUCAAUGUUUUCAAUAUAUUAUGAUAUUUUGGUGCUAAAUU